Messenger RNA from Miscanthus lutarioriparius, 1506 nucleotides. Lineage: Eukaryota; Viridiplantae; Streptophyta; Magnoliopsida; Poales; Poaceae. The record is from the annotation of a GenBank genome assembly.
AUGGCGGGGCUUCACUUCUUGCUCGUGCCGCUGGUGGCGCAGGGCCACAUCAUCCCGAUGGUAGACCUGGCCCGCCUCCUCGCCGGCCGGGGCGCGCGAGUCACCGUGGUCACCACGCCCGUCAACGCCGCGCGCAACCGGGCCGUCGUAGAAAGCGCCCGGCGGGCGGGACUCGACGUCGAGAUCGCGGAGAUCGCGUUCCCCGGCCCGGGCCACGGGCUGCCGGAGGGUCUGGAGAACAUGGACCUGCUCACGGAGAGGGAGCACUUCCAGCCCUUCUUCCAGGCCGCGUGGAGCAUGGACGCGCCGCUGGAGGAGUACGUGCGGUCGCUGCCCCGGCGCCCGGACUGCCUCAUCGCCGACUCGUGCAACCCAUGGACGGCGGAGGUGUGCGCCCGCCACGGGAUCCCGCGCCUGGUGCUGCACUGUCCUUCCACCUACUUCCUCCUCGCCAUGCACAGCCUGUCCAAGCACGGCGUGCACGAGCGUGUCGCCGACGAGCUGGAGACGUUCGAGGUUCCCGAUUUCCCGGUGCCCGCCGUCGCGAACAAGGCCACGUUCCGCGGCUUCUUCCAGUGGCCCGGCGCGGAGGGCUUCCAGCGCGACGUCGCCGAGGCCGAGGCCACGGCGGACGGCCUGCUGUUCAACACCUUCCGCGACAUCGAGGGCGUCUUCAUCGACCGCUACGCGGCGGCGCUUGGCCGGAAGACAUGGGCAAUCGGGCCGACGUGCGCCUCCGGCGGCCUGGACGCGGACUCCAGGGCCAGCAGGGGCAACCGCCCGGACGUCGACGCCAGCCUUUUCGUGUCGUGGCUAGACGCCCGGCCGCCAUCGUCCGUUCUGUACAUCAGCUUCGGCAGCCUCGCGCACCUGCCGGCGAAGCAGGUCAUCGAGCUCGGCCGCGGCCUCGAGGCGUCGGAGCGGCCGUUCGUCUGGGCCAUCAAGGAGGCCAAUUCGAACGCCGACGUGCAGGCGUGGCUCGCCGAGGGGUUCGAGGAGCGCGUCAAGGACAGGGGCCUCCUGGUCCGCGGGUGGGCGCCGCAGGUGACCAUCCUCUCGCACCCCGCGGUGGGCGGCUUCUUGACCCACUGCGGGUGGAACGCCGCGCUGGAAGCCAUCGCCCACGGCGUGCCGGUGCUGACGUGGCCCAACUUCUCCGACCAGUUCAGCAGCGAGCGGCUGCUCGUCGACGUCCUCGACGUCGGCGUCAGGUCCGGUGUCCAGGUGCCCGCCAUGUUUUUACCGAAGGAGGCAGAGGGGGUGCAGGUGACGAGCGUCGGCGUGGGGAAGGCGGUGGCCGAGCUCAUGGACGAGGGGCCCAAGGGGACGGCGAGGAGAGCGAGGGCCAAGGACCUCGCCGCAAAGGCGAAGGCAGCCAUGGAGGAAGGCGGGUCAUCGUACGCCGACUUGACCGACAUGAUCCACCACGUCACGGUGCUCGGCGGUAAGAAGGGCCAUGAGGUGGACACGACGAGCGCGAGGGCUAUGCCUUCGAUUUUACACUAG